Fibroporia radiculosa is the source of this 4866-nucleotide messenger RNA. RefSeq lists its product as uncharacterized. The coding region runs from base 1 to 4866 and encodes 1621 amino acids. Gene Ontology annotation, biological process: transcription by RNA polymerase II. Gene Ontology annotation, cellular component: RNA polymerase II, core complex. The record is from RefSeq and is a predicted model, not a curated record. Gene Ontology annotation, molecular function: DNA binding. Lineage: Eukaryota; Fungi; Basidiomycota; Agaricomycetes; Polyporales; Fibroporiaceae. The transcript has 14 exons.
AUGACUUGCGAGAGCGACGAGCCAAAAGAUGAUGCUGACGGUAUGGACAAUGAAGAGACCAAGAAAGGGCAUGGGGGCUGUGGCGCCUCACAACCUCUCAUUCGGAAGGAAGGAUUAAAGCUGUUCGUUCAAUACAAGAGGUCCAAGGAUGAAGACGAGGAGGUGAAGUCAUUACAACCCGAUAAACGAUUGUUCCCUCCGCACGAAGUCUACACUGCUCUGAAGAAGAUUUCUGAUGCGGACCUUGAUAUGCUUGGUCUCUCGAACGAGUACGCCCGCCCAGAGUGGAUGAUCCUUACUGUAAUGCCUGUUCCACCGCCUCCAGUCAGACCAAGUAUUGCCGUUGACGGAGGGACUAUGAGGAGUGAGGAUGACCUGACGUAUAAAUUGGGAGACAUCAUCAAGGCGUCUGCUAAUGUACGGCGCUGUGAGCAGGAGGGCGCUCCCGCUCAUGUCAUCACCGAGUUCGAACAGCUCCUCCAGUUUCAUGUUGCGACUUACAUGGACAAUGACAUUGCCGGUAUACCGCAAGCACUUCAAAAAUCUGGGAGACCAGUAAAAGCAAUCCGUGCGCGUCUGAAAGGAAAGGAAGGUCGGCUUCGGGGCAACUUAAUGGGAAAACGAGUCGACUUCUCCGCACGUACUGUUAUCACUGGUGACCCCAACUUGGAUCUGGACGAAGUUGGUGUGCCCAAAAGUAUCGCGAUGAACCUUACAUUCCCAGAGCGAGUUACACCCUACAACAUUGCAUACUUGCAAGAACUCGUACGCAAUGGUCCCACAACAUAUCCUGGUGCUCGCUAUGUCGUCCGAGAUACGGGUGAACGUAUAGACCUCAGGUACAAUAAGCGUGCAGAUGCAUUCUUACAAUAUGGAUGGAUUGUGGAACGUCACUUAAGGGACGGAGACUUUGUCCUAUUCAAUCGACAGCCGAGUUUGCACAAAAUGAGUAUGAUGAGUCAUCGUGUGAAGUUGAUGCCAUAUUCCACUUUCCGUCUGAAUCUCUCAGUGACGCCUCCCUACAAUGCCGAUUUCGAUGGUGAUGAAAUGAAUAUGCACGUACCGCAAAGUGAAGAGACUCGCGCAGAACUAAGUCAGAUUGCAUGGGUGCCACGACAGAUCAUUUCGCCGCAGGCAAACAAGCCUGUUAUGGCAAUUGUGCAAGAUACCCUUUGUGGCAUCAGGAAGUUCACUCUCCGUGACACAUUCUUGGACUGGAACCAAGUCCAGAAUAUCUUGUUAUGGGUACCCGACUGGGAUGGUUCUGUGCCUUUGCCUACUGUCAUCAAGCCCAAGCCUUUGUGGACUGGCAAGCAAAUUCUUAGCAUGUGCAUACCACGCGGUAUCAACAUAUAUCGAUCCCCCGAUCCCAAGUCGUUUAACCCCGUCUUUGACGAUGGUAUGAAUAUCGAGAACGGUGAAAUUCUGUUUGGUGUUGUCGAGAAGAAGACCGUUGGAGCGUCGCAGGGCGGUCUCAUCCAUAUUACUUUCCGUGAGAAGGGGCCGGAGGUAACGCGAGCAUUAUUUUCGGGCCUUCAGCAGGUCGUCAACUACUGGCUCUUCCACAACGGUUUCAGUAUUGGUAUCGGUGACACGAUUGCCGACCGAGGUACCAUGGCGCACAUUCAGGAGCAGAUCGCGAUCAGGAAGCAGAAUGUUACGCAGGCCAUAGAUGAUGCUACACAUGAUCGCUUGAAGGCUGCUCCCGGUAUGACCAUUCGAGAGUCAUUCGAGAGCCGAGUAGAGCGAGAGCUCAAUCUGGCUCGUGACCAGAACGGACAGUACGCCCAGAAGAAUCUCAAGGAGGACAAUAAUGUCAAGCAGAUGGUGGUCGCUGGCUCAAAAGGUUCUUUCAUCAACAUUUCGCAGAUGUCCGUAUGUGUAGGCCAGCAAAUUGUUGAGGGUCGCCGAAUUCCAUAUGGCUUCCGUCAUAGAACGUUGCCCCAUUUCACCAAAGAUGACUUCGGUCCAGAAGCGCGUGGUUUCGUCGAAAAUUCAUAUCUUCGUGGGUUGACACCACAGGAGUUUUUCUUCCACGCAAUGGCUGGUAGAGAAGGGUUGAUUGAUACUGCUGUCAAAACUGCCGAGACGGGAUACAUCCAGCGACGGCUCGUCAAGGCGUUAGAAGAUGUCAUGGUUUGCUACGAUGGGACCGUCCGCAAUUCACUAGGUGACUUGAUUCAAUUCGUAUAUGGCGAGGACGGAAUGGAUGGUGCGUUCAUCGAACGCCAGAAUAUUGAGACGUUUGCGAUGAACAAUCGAGAAUUCGAGCACAACUAUCGUGUGGAUGUUACCGACCCCUCUGGCGGCUUCCUUCCCGGCGUUCUGCAAGCAGGCUUGGAUGACAAUUCACUAGAGCUUCAGGCUAAACUUGAUGAAGAGUUUGCCCAGUUGGUCGGGGAUAGGCGGCUUCUACGUGAAUUUGUCUUCCGACGUCAGGACCCUAGCGUUCCACAUCACCUGCCCGUCAAUUUGCAGCGCAUUGUUCAAAACGCAGUCCAAAUUUUCCAUAUAGAUCGACGCAAACCAAGCGACCUCGAACCGGCCUACAUCAUCGAUUCCGUCCGAGAGUUGGGGAAACGGUUGGUCGUUGUGCGGGGAGACACGCUCUUCACAAGAGAGGCUCAGGAUAACGCCGCGCUGAUGUUCCGUAUGCAUUUGCGCGCCACAUUUGCAGCACGACGAGUACUCGAGAAGUACCAUCUCAAUCGGGAGGCUUUCGAAUGGGUUCUUGGUGAGAUCGAAGCGAAGUUCAAUCAAUCGCUAGCCCACCCAGGGGAAAUGUGCGGGACACUCGCUGCGCAAUCUAUAGGAGAGCCGGCUACACAGAUGACGCUGAACACUUUUCAUUACGCUGGUGUCUCCAGCAAGAACGUCACAUUGGGUGUUCCUCGUUUGAAGGAGAUUAUCAAUGUCGCGACGAAUAUCAAGACCCCUUCGCUCUCGAUAUAUCUUGAUCCUGAGAUAGCUAAAGACCAAAUCUCCGCCAACAGUGUUCAACAAGAACUUGCGUAUACUUCUCUUCGUACUGUCACAGCGGCUGUGGAAAUUUGGUAUGAUCCAGAUCCGAGUUCCACCAUUAUUGAAGAAGAUAGUAUGUUCGUGGAGUCAUUCUUCGCAAUACCAGAUGAUGACGUUGAAGCGAACCUUCAUCUCCAAUCGCCUUGGCUUCUUCGACUGGAAUUGGAUCGUGCUAAGAUGAUUGAUCGCAAAUUGACAAUGUCCUACGUUGCGGGGCGAAUUGCAGACAAUUUCAAGACAGAUUUAUUCGUCAUCUGGAGCGAGGACAAUUCCGAGAAGCUGAUCAUUCGAUGUCGUGUUCUGGGCGGCGCAGACAAGGAGGAAGAUGGAAUGGAUACGGUUGAGGAAGACAUCUUCCUCCGGCAGCUUGAAAACACCAUGCUCAAUUCCAUCAGCCUCCGUGGCGUGACCGGUAUCCAGCGCGUCUUCUUGCUUGAGCAUGAUAGGGUUAGCAUUACAGAAGAAGGCAGUAUCAAAGCGCACUCGGAGAAAGAAUGGGUACUCGAGACGGACGGAGUCAAUUUGAAGGCGGUAAUGUCCAUCGGCGGUGUGGACUUCAAGCGCACGUAUUCCAACAGCUGUGUUGAGGUCUUCAACGUUCUUGGUAUUGAGGCUGCUCGAGCUGCUAUCAUGAAAGAACUUCGUGGGGUUAUCGAAUUCGAUGGGUCUUACGUGAACUAUCGUCACUUGUCCUUACUCUGCGAUCUCAUGACGCAUCGCGGUAUUCUCAUGGCCAUCACGCGUCAUGGCAUAAAUCGAGCGGAUACGGGAGCAUUGAUGCGGAGUUCGUUCGAGGAGACCGUCGAAAUUCUCAUGGAGGCUGCCGCAGUUGGCGAGAGGGAUGACUGCCACGGAAUUGCGGAGAACGUCAUCUUUGGUCAGAUGGCACCUAUGGGGACUGGUGCAUUCGACGUCGCACUGGACAUUGAUAUGUUGAAGGAUGUCAUCGUGGACCAUCGCUUGCCCGUUCAAACGAUGUUGGCGGCUCAGGUCGAUGGAGGUAUGACUCCUGGCCAGGUAGCCAUGACUCCGUACGACAGCAACUCCCCUAUGUGGUCGCAAGAUUCAUCAUUCAAGGGUGAAGCAGCGGCAUUCUCCCCACUUGCUGUGAAUGGUGGCGAGGAUCCUGCCAGUUUCUCGUAUUUGGGUUUUGGACAGAGUCCGAUGGGCGCCGGUGCUAUGUCGCCCGCAGCACCCGGCUACAGUCCCAGUUCCCCUAAUGUCUAUUCCCCCACGUCGCCAUAUGUACCACCAUCUCCUUUUGGUGGCGCAACAUCGCCCUUCGGAACAUCACCUUAUGCGACAUCACCCUUCUACGACCGUACUCGUGGACCGACAUCGCCUACUUACUCGCCCACGUCACCCGCACUAAAUCUGACAUCUCCUGGAUACUCGCCUACAAGUCCAAGAUAUUCUCCGACAUCUCCGUCGUUCUCCCCCACGUCACCUCGAUACAGUCCCCAAUCCCCCUCGUUCAGCCCUACGUCCCCGCGGUACUCACCGACGAGUCCGUCAUUCAGCCCUGCGUCUCCCCGCUAUUCCCCUAGUAUGUAUUUUGUAUUUUAUACAGUCAUUAUAUUGAUGGUUCCUUAUAACCUUUACCAAUUUUUGCAGCAUAUGUCUCCGUCUUCGCCGAAGUAUUCACCGACAUCACCAGCGUCGCCUUCCUCUCCGAAAUAUUCCCCAACAUCACCGGCUUAUUCGCCCGCAUCACCUGCGUACUCGCCGGCGUCGCCAGCUUAUAGUCCAACUUCGCCUCAAUGGUCGCCGUCCAGCCCUGCGCAACAGCAGAAUGGUGGAAGCGGGCGCAGUCAUUCUUAUAGCACGUCUCCAUCAUGGGACUGA